Tripterygium wilfordii is the source of this 2237-nucleotide messenger RNA. Its product is annotated as myb family transcription factor PHL6-like. The coding region runs from base 704 to 2110 and encodes 468 amino acids. Gene Ontology annotation, molecular function: DNA-binding transcription factor activity; DNA binding. The transcript has 8 exons. NCBI's taxonomy places the organism in Eukaryota, Viridiplantae, Streptophyta, Magnoliopsida, Celastrales, Celastraceae. The record is from RefSeq and is a predicted model, not a curated record.
CCCCCCCCCGCAGCCAAGCGUCCGGAUCCAGAGAAACCCAACAAAUGCAAAUGGUUCUUCGUUUUCUCCCUCUAUCUAUAUAUGUAUGUCCUCUGUUUAAGAUUUUGGUUAUAAUCCUAUCUGUUUCUUUUUGUUACUAGUACUACUACUAUGAUUCCAACGUAGUAAAACAUUCACUAUAAACGAAUUGUAUAUAGCCUCCUUGUUGACACAGAAGCUAAACAAGAUUGAUGUCUCUUUAGUCCCACCCAGGUGAAACAAAAUCGAUCACUAAACGAAUGGUUUGACUUAAGGGUAUUGUGGAAGAGAAGAUCAUUCGCUGUGAUGCAUUGAGUUCUGUGUUGGCUCGUUGCCUCGAAUUAGUUGCUAGUUUGUUAAUCUAUCUCUUCUAUAAAACGAAGCAGUUACUCAUUGAUGAAACCCUCUUGGGAACUGAGGAUUGCUGAAGCAGAAGUUUUAUUAUAAAAAUGUAAUCUUCGGCACUGAGCAAGAAUUAAGGAGACCUUAGAUGAUUUUUUUGGGUGGAUUUUACGCUUGACGAAAACAUAGAACUUUGGUGCUGAUGCUUUCUCUUUUUACACUAGUAUAUCUAAGGUCUACCCAAUUCAAGUUUCCCAUUUUCUAUCGCUAAAGGUCUUCUGCAAGACUGUAUCUUGCAUAUGCCAAUUUGAUUGGUGGAUAAAGUAUUUUUGUCAUUGAAGACAUGAAUCACCAGAAUAUUGUAUCUCCUCAGGGAGUUACGGAACCAUACGAUCCUUCACCGUCCCAAGUUCAUAAUUUCUUUAGAGUAGAAUCUGAAGGUCUUUCUGGUGAAUGUUCACCUUUGCUUCCAUCUCCUUUCAUAAGAAAAGAGCCUUUUUCUUCUCCUGAUUAUGUUCAACCGUCUAUGUUCCAAACUCAAUAUUGUUUGAAACCUGAAAGGAGUGGUGACUUAUCUCCUGCUUUGGUUCAACAUCCUCGAAGCGUAUUUUCGUGCUCUGAAACUCAUCGAGGGUUUAGAAAUAUGCCAUUUCUUCCACAUCCUAGUACCAGCAACCAGUCCAUUUCUUCUGCUGAUUCAACGAAAUCCCCUUCGCUUUUUAGUGGGGAUUUUAGCAAUCCAUCUGAUGAGACGAACUCUAAAGGUCCUGUGAAAGACUUUCUUAAUAUGCCUGGAGAGGAUUCAGAUGGUAGCUUUCAUGGUUUAAAUUCUCCAAUCGAUAAUUUGACAUUAGCAGAGCAAUUGGAGCUACAGUUUUUGUCCGAUGAACUUGACAUUGCUUUCACCGACGAUGGAGAAAAUCCCAGGCUUGAUGAAAUAUAUGAAUUGCCUCAUCAAGCAUCGUCAAAACAAGCCGUUCGAAGAAAAUGCUAUCAAAAUUAUGUAUCUGUCGCUCCACCUGUUGAUGCUCUUUCAAGUCUCCCUUCUCCUGGGCCUGCUGCUCUGCCCAAACCAAGAAUGAGAUGGACACCUGAGCUUCAUGUGCGCUUUGUGGAGGCUGUCAACAAGCUUGAUGGGGCAGAAAAGGCUACUCCAAAGGGUGUAUUGAAGCUUAUGAAUGUUGAAGGUUUGACAAUCUAUCAUGUGAAAAGUCACUUACAGAAAUACCGACUCGCCAAGUAUAUGCCAGAGAAGAAAGAAGAGAAGAAGGCUUCUGGCUCUGAAGAAAAUAAAGCAACUUCAAGAAACACUGAAACUGAUGGAUGGAGAAAAGGGGGCGUUCAAAUUGCUGAGGCUCUGCGCAUGCAAAUGGAAGUCCAGAAGCAGCUGCAUGAACAGCUUGAGUUGCAACGAGCUCUUCAGUUGCGCAUUGAGGAACAUGCCAGGUACUUGCAGAAGAUCUUGGAAGAGCAGCAUAAAGCUGGCAGUGCCUUAGUUCCGCCACAAAGCUCGCCUUCACUGACUAACACAAGUGAGGAUUCUGGCCUUAGGCCGACUCUGCCAUCGGCAAAUCCUUCUCCCCAACAACCAGCUGACUCUAAAACCGACUCAUAUUCACCUUCGCCAUUGAAGAAUAAAGCUUUUGACAGCAGCAAUUCUGAGUCACAAGCAUGCCAGAAAAAGAUUCGUCUUGAAGACAAGCCGGAAUCUGAUGAAGAUGAGGCUGUAGUUGAAAAUCCUGUGCAAUAGUUAUGGUUGUUGCUUUAUCAUCAAUGGAAAAUCCAUGUAAAUUGUAGUUCGUUGAUUUGUAUGUCUGACAUUUUUGAAAGUUUUAUGAAAACAGAUUCAGCCUUUUCAAUUUGACAAUUAAUUGUCC